AUGGUGAAACUUCUGGAUAUGCGACGUUAUGGCGAUUGUAGACUUUACACUGGUACCAUGAAGAGAGCGGAGCGUUUACGAGAGGUGGAAGAGGCUGAUGAUGUGGUUGCUGAGAAAUGCAAAAUUUUGGCUGGUUUAUUGAAGAAGUCAAAAUGCACUGUCGUAUAUACGGGAGCCGGAAUUAGCACGGCAGCAUCAAUACCAGAUUAUCGUGGUCCCAAUGGUGUUUGGACCUUAGCUGAAAAAGGGAUCGUAUCUUUGAAAUGUGCGAACCCAGUGGAAUCAGGGCCAACUGCAAGCCAUAUGAUAUUGAAAGAGAUGUGUCGGAGUGGAUUAGUGCGUCACAUAUUGUCACAGAAUUGCGAUGGCCUUCAUUUGCGUUCAGGCUUACCACAAAAAAUGCUUUCUGAAAUCCACGGAAAUAUGCAUAUUGAAGUAUGCCAACAUUGUGAGCCACCACGACAGUACAUCCGUCCUUUCGAUGUCACUGAAAAAAGUCAGUUCAGGCGUCAUGGUACUGGCCGCAUGUGUCUGGUGUGCAACAAUGAAUUAGCGGAUACAAUUGUGCAUUUUGGUGAAGCUGGUAAGGUCCCAUGGCCGUUAAACUGGAAUGGAAUCAUUUCUUUAAUUGAUCGAUGUGAUCUCAUUUUGUGUAUAGGAACAAGCUUAGCUGUCCUUAAAGAAUAUCAUUUUUUGUGGCCAAAACCAAGGUGUGGUACACAGAUAGCUAUUAUAAAUCUUCAGUGGACACCAAAGGAUAGGUUAUCCUGUUUAAAAAUUAAUGCGAAAUGCGACAUCGUCAUGGAAAAGCUGGCCGGCCUUCUCGGGAUUCCAAUUAAUCGUUAUUGCAGGAACUGUGAUCCGGUGCUUAAUCCAAAACGGAGUGUACGUGUUUGGGAGUUGAGAGAACGCUUAACGGAUUGCACUUGUAGAAACCGUAUGUCACGUGCAACUGUUGAACAGCAACCUUCAAAGGGUAUUCCUGGUUGGUGGGCAUUUGAAAUUCAAAAAGCAAUAAAGAGAUCUUCACAAGUAUCUCGUGGAAGCUCUGGAAAACGCCAUUGCUCAAGCAAUUUCCAUCGCAGUGGUUCCUCAGAUGUUGGUUGUAAUUCAGCUUCGGGAAGUUCAGGUAAUACAAAAAGCGUCGUAAAUAACACGCUCUUGUCGGCAAAAGAACAAAGCAGAGAAACAGUGAAUGGCAAUGAACUACUACCAAAUACCAGUAGGACAAGUCCAGAAAUUUCGACAAGCGAAAGUUUUAGUGAUUUAUCUGAAAACUCCCCUGAAACAUCAUCUACAGAUGGAAAUGUUGUGGAUCCAGCAGUUGCCGAAUGUUUAUAUGGUAUUUUGCUAUCGCUUAAGAAGGAACCCAACUCGUUAUCAGUAGCUUCAAAGGUGCAAAAAGCGGUACCUAACACCAUAUUCGUCUGCACAUAGAUUUCUAUCACCAAUUAUAUAUAAAGAUUUGCUUUUUUUUCAUGUGUUCUGUUGCUAUUUUCUUUAGUGGUAUUUUGAAUUUUCGGGAUAUGAUCAUUCUUGUUUCUGGUAUUUACAGAACAACAUAUGAUCUGGUUAUGUAUUAUUCUUUAUGUCGUCAUAUUUGAAAUGUUUCAGCUGAAAAGAGAGAUUAACGCAAAGUAUUUCGCUUCUCAAAUUCUUAUGUAAAUUUGUUUAAUCUGCUUGGUAUUAUUUUUAAUAAUUUGUUUCUGGAAGUUUCUAUAAAUAUUCUAUUUAUUUUUGUAAAAUUAAUAAUAUUGGUAGGCUUAUUGAAUAAUUGUUUCAGGAUGGCUGGAAAAAUUCGUGCGUUUUCUGUCAUUUAUACUUUUGAAGCUAUAGAAAAUCCUAUUAUCAUAAAGUAGAUUUAUGUAUACAAGUAACUAUUGCAUGUACAAAAUAUGCGUCUUGCGCAAAUAGAACGGAUAUAGCGGAGUCGAAUUUAUUAACAUGACUUAAAAACUUUCGAAGUCUUCGUUAAUGUUUACAAAAAAAAAUUUUUUUUAAUAUUUGUCAUCAUUGUUUACUUUCUUAUGCAAAUGGAUCCAAAUUUUCUUCUAAUCGUUUUUACUUCCUUUGCAUUUGUUUUGUAAUAACUAAUAUCCAGAAUUGCUUUUUGCAU
Loa loa (African eye worm) is the source of this 2116-nucleotide messenger RNA. RefSeq names its product transcriptional regulator. The coding region runs from base 1 to 1437 and encodes 478 amino acids. Gene Ontology annotation, molecular function: NAD+ binding. NCBI's taxonomy places the organism in Eukaryota, Metazoa, Nematoda, Chromadorea, Rhabditida, Onchocercidae. The transcript has 9 exons. The record is from RefSeq and is a predicted model, not a curated record.